AUGCCUUUACAUCUUCUAGGCAAGAAAUCAUGGAAUGUCUACAACCCGGAUAAUAUUGCACGUGUGAAACGUGACGAGGUUCAGGCACAAGCCCGCGAAGAGGAAGAUGAGCGACUCAUGCAAGAGGUCGAUGCUGAGCGACGGAUUAAAAUAUUACGUGGCGAGCGGCCACCGACGCCUCCACCCCCGCCUCAGCCGUCUGCUGAUACCUAUGCACGAUCUGAAAGAGAACCGAACGAUGAUGCUGGCCGGUAUCGGAAAAGACGACGCCUGGCAGGGGAAGACGACACGGACAGAGAUAUUCGAUUUGCCCGGGAAGAUGCAGAACAAGUCCUUUCCAAAAAAGACGAGCUCUCUCUUUCAUCUCAACGAGAGAGAAGGGAUCAACAGGUGCCUCUUUUAGAUAGCAACGGUCAUAUCAACCUCUUCCCGGAGGGCUCCAGGAAAGCCGAGAAGAAUGCGGAGGCUGAAGCCGAGAAAAAGAAGAAGGAGCGAAGCUACGAAGACCAAUAUACGAUGCGAUUCUCGAACGCCGAAGGCUUCAAGGAACAGGCUGGUCGUCAACCAUGGUAUUCAUCUGGUGCACAGGUGGUAACAGCGCCUGAUCCGAUGUCCAAUAAGAAUGUCUGGGGAAAUGAAGAUCCCAUGCGCAGAGAGCGAGAAAAGAGCCGCAUGGAUGUUAAUGACCCUCUUGCAGUCAUGAAACGUGGUGUGCGACAAUUAAAGGCGACCCAGCAGGAACGGAAACUAUUGAACGAGCAGAAACGAAGGGAGAUCGAGAGCCUGAAGACCGCAGAAAGUUCUAGCACGACACGGAAUCGGCGGAGGCGCUCACGGUCUAUGGACAGCCUAGAUGACUUUAGGCUGGUGGAGUCCGCUUCGAAGGUUGACACCGAGACCGAAGCCGAGACCGAAGCCGAGACCGCUCACACAAGCGGUCCCAUGAGACUUCGGACCGUUCUCGUCGCUAUCGUAGCGAUCGACGUGACGAGGACCGCCGAAACAGGAGACACUCCCACAGGUCAGAAUCGGGCAAAGCCCCUGCCGGGCCAUAACAACCUGUAUUAUGGCAAUGUCUCGUUGGAUGCGCCAUUGGGUGCUUGCCCUCGCGCUCAGGCACUCGAGCUCUGCAGCUCGACCUUCACAAAGUGA
Messenger RNA from Penicillium manginii, 1152 nucleotides. RefSeq lists its product as uncharacterized. The coding region runs from base 1 to 1152 and encodes 383 amino acids. Lineage: Eukaryota; Fungi; Ascomycota; Eurotiomycetes; Eurotiales; Aspergillaceae. The record is from RefSeq and is a predicted model, not a curated record. The transcript is spliced from 4 exons.